Molecule: messenger RNA, 4694 nt
Organism: Podarcis muralis (Common wall lizard)
Lineage: Eukaryota; Metazoa; Chordata; Lepidosauria; Squamata; Lacertidae
Gene: PPP1R13B
Product: protein phosphatase 1 regulatory subunit 13B
Biological process (GO): negative regulation of cell cycle; apoptotic process; regulation of apoptotic process
Cellular component (GO): nucleus
Molecular function (GO): p53 binding; transcription factor binding
Source: RefSeq, a predicted model, not a curated record
UGUAGCACUGUAGCCUUUGCACAGAAACUGUUUUAGAUUCCAGCUUUCACUUUUUAAGUUCAUUUUUAAAUCUCUCUGUGUGGCUUUACACAUGAGGAACAUUCUAAGAAUGAUUGUUCAAAGCGUCUUAAACACAUCAAAAGAGAACAUUUGGCAACUGGGGAGGAGCGGCCUGAAACAGAGAAAUGGGAAAAUAGGCAAAAUAAUGAAAAAAAAGAUGAUAUUAACUGUGUUCCUGAGUAACAAUGAACAGAUUCUGACUGAAGUGCCAAUUACACCUGAAACAACCUGCCGAGAUGUGGUGGAAUUUUGCAAAGAACCUGGGGAAGGUAGUUGCCAUCUUUCUGAAGUCUGGCGUGGAAAUGAAAGACACAUCCCCUUUGAUCACAUGAUGUAUGACCAUCUACAGAAGUGGGGACCCCGUAGGGAGGAGGUCAAGUUUUUUCUUCGACAUGAAGAAUCCCCAACAGAAAGUAGUGAACAAGGCCGUCAGACUCAAAACCAAAGGAACGGAAUCAGUAUACCUGGGGAGAAGCGUUCUGAAAAUGGGGUUGGAAACCCACGUGUUGAACUCACACUUUCAGAACUUCAGGAUAUGGCUGCCAGGCAACAGCAGCAGAUUGAAAAUCAGCAGCAAAUGCUGGUUGCCAAGGAACAACGUCUACGUUAUCUCAAGCAGCAAGAACGCCGUCAACAGCAGUCUGUGUCUGAGAGUGAAAAGCUUCAGAAACUUAAAGAACGAGUGGAAACCCAGGAGACAAAGCUGAAAAAAAUCCGUGCCAUGAGAGGGCAGGUGGAUUACAGCAAGAUUAUGAACGGCAAUUUGUCCACUGAAAUUGAACAUAUCAGUGCCAUCUUCCAGGAAAAGCAACAAGAGCUACAAGCUGCAGUGUUAAAGGUGGACCAGCUUACUCAACAGCUAGAGGACCUGAGAAAAGGGAAGCUGAAUGGGUUCCAGUCUUACAAUGGACAGAUGACAGGGCCUGCCGCUGUAGAAUUAAAAAAAUUAUACCAAGAGCUACAGAUUCGUAACAGGCUUAAUCAGGAACAGAACACCAAGCUUCAGCAGCAGAAAGAACUUCUGAAUAAGCGUAACAUGGAGGUUGCCAUGAUGGACAAGCGUAUCAAUGAGCUACGUGAGCGCCUAUACAAGAAAAAAGUUGAGUUAAACCGGAUAAACGGAACAUCCUCUCCUCAAUCGUCGUUGAAUGCUUCAGGCAGAGUUGCAGCCGUGGGGCCAUACAUUCAAGUUCCCAGCUCCAGCAGCUAUGCCGUGCCAGUUGACCCAGUGAAACCACAGUCCCUCACUAUUACUACUAGUGCAACUCACGGAAGAUCGAAAUCUGCUAACGAGGGAACCUGGUCAGCAGUUAAGCAGAGUCCUGUUCCUGUGGUGAAGCCGCCACAAAUCUCCAAUGCCGACUGGAAGGAAUCAAGCAUGGAUGCUGGUUUAAAACAAGGAACGAUAUCAAGUCAGCCUUUGUCUUCUUCAUUAGGAAGUACUGAUAAACUGGGUCUUGAUAUAGGGAAAGUACCACCUACCAUCCCUGGAGCAAGUAAGCAGUUGCCCCAGAACUAUGGGACCUACCCAAGCUCCAUUCCAUUGGCAGGUUCUACCAAUUCCCUUGAAAGGCGAAAAGAUGGCAGCCUCCCAAGACCAGGCUCUACAGCUGCAAGCCGGCAAAGACCUGUUCCGUUACCACCAGCAAGCAGCGUUCAUCAGCCAAGCUCCUCGCAACAAAUACAGCAGAGAAUAUCUGUGCCCCCAAGCCCCACAUAUCAACCUUCUGGCGCCCCAUUAUUUCCAGGUGGUGAUGGCAGGCCUGAUCUCCCCUUAACUGUGGCCAUCAGGCCUUUCUUAGCUGACAAAGGCUCAAGGCCCCAGUCUCCCAGGAAAGGGCCCCAAACCGUGAACUCCAGUUCCAUCUAUUCCAUGUACCUUCAGCAAGCGACACCACCAAAGAACUAUCAACAGGCUGUAUACAAUACCCUGAACAAGUCCGUUAAAGCAGUUUAUGGGAAGCCUGUUGUACAGUCCGGUUCGACUUCCCCUUCGCCGUUGCCAUUCCUUCACAGCUCUUUGCCUGCCAAUCCAUCACAGCCUCAACCUCCCGAGUACAGUGAAAAAGAUCAAGAACUGGAAAACAUCCCACCCUCUGGCGAUAACAGCAAUGUAGAAAACAUCCCUCGCCCCCUCAGUCCCACCAAGCUCACGCCCAUCGUGCAUUCGCCCCUUCGCUACCAAAGUGAUGCCGAUUUGGAAGCCCUUCGCAGGAAACUCGCCAAUGCUCCCAGGCCCUUGAAGAAGCGGAGUUCCAUCACUGAACCAGAAGGCCCCAGUGGGCCAAACAUUCAGAAGCUAUUGUACCAGCGCUUUAAUACCCUGGCCGGAGGAAUAGAAGGUGCCCCUUUUUAUCAGCCAAGCAACUCACAGGACUUCAUAGGCACCUUGGCAGAUGUUGACAAUGGGAACACAAACACCAAUGGCAAUAUUGAGGAGCCCGUAGCUGUGCCCCCGACAGCUCCUCUUCCUGAUGAGCCUUCAUCAGAUGCCAAUGAUAACGAACUACCUUCUCCUGCAACUGAGGAGUUGAUCAGUGAAGAAAACACAAAUCAAAUGCCCGAGACAACGGAGGAUGAUAACAACAACAACAACCCUGCUAUAGCCCCUUCUAUUGAGCGGCCACCUAGUCCAACCCCAGAGACAGAUUCCCCAGAAGAAGAGGAAAUGCAGCCGCCACCUGCUCUUCCUCCUCCUCCACUUCCUGCGACCAAAAGGACCAACCUGAAGAAGCCCAAUUCGGAGAGAACUGGCCACAGCUUGAGGGUCAAGUUCAAUCCCUUGGCUUUGCUGCUGGAUGCUUCUUUGGAGGGAGAGUUUGACCUGGUGCAAAGGAUCAUAUAUGAGGUGGAUGACCCCAGCAAACCUAAUGAUGAAGGAAUCACUCCUCUGCACAAUGCAGUGUGUGCUGGCCAUCAUCACAUAGUUAAGUUCCUGUUGGAUUUUGGUGUCAAUGUGAAUGCAGCAGACAGUGAUGGAUGGACUCCUUUGCACUGUGCUGCCUCUUGCAACAGCGUUCAUCUCUGCAAGCUACUUGUUGAAUCUGGAGCAGCAAUUUUUGCUUCAACCAUAAGUGACAUAGAAACUGCGGCAGACAAGUGUGAGGAAAUGGAAGAAGGUUAUAUUCAGUGUUCCCAGUUUCUGUAUGGUGUGCAGGAGAAACUGGGAGUAAUGAACAAAGGCAUCGUGUAUGCGUUGUGGGAUUAUGAAGCUCAGAACAACGAUGAGUUGUCAUUCCAUGAAGGAGAUGCAAUUACCAUUUUGAGGCGCAAAGAUGACAAUGAGACAGACUGGUGGUGGGCUCGUCUCAAUGACAAGGAAGGCUACGUGCCUAAAAAUCUCUUGGGGUUAUAUCCAAGAAUAAAACCUAGGCAACGAACUCUUGCCUGAAAACCAUCAUUUGGCAAUACAGUAUCUUGCUGGCAACUGGAAGUAUACACUGGAAACAUUUUCAAUCACAUUUCACCAGAAGUAAAGCUAUACUUGUUUUAAUUGGUGCUCUUGUUAAAUUGAUGGACAGCAUUUGAGAUUUCCAAUCUGAAGUUUGUAUGUGAGAUCUGUUCCAUGUUCACCCACCCAGUCAUUGGGAGAGGUACUCAACACAGCCUACAGUAUUUUGCCAAUUGAAUUAAAAGAACAAAACUUGUGCUAGAUGUUAAAAAACCUUUGCAAAAUGCAGAUAUGCUGUCUGAUCCAUUCUAGUCCGCAGUAACUGUCAAGGUCUUUAUUAAAAUUGUCAACUGAUUGUUGAGUUUACUGUGUAAAUCCUUGAAGAGCUUGGUAAGUUGGCACCUGGGAAUUACCAACAGUCCUCUGGUAUAAAAGGUGUUAUUAACUAACAGAGAAGCAUCAAUGCUGAAUGGAUUUUUGCACAUUUCUCAAAACCACGUUCCUUCACUUGAUGUUUUUUCAUGAUAUUCUGCUUACAGCACCACUUUAAACUUUCUCAAACACACCCACACUGAAUUCCAUCUUCUGGACAAACCUGCAUUCAUAUUUAAGGGAUCUGUAUGUCUAUAUGAAAGAAAAGUGCAAUAGUUGAGAAGGUAAGAGUCAGGUUAUAAAAAAGCUAAUAGGUUCCCUUUAAGGACCUUUAAAUCUUAUCUGUGAAAGUAGGGAGAGAGUCUGAAGGACUGAAUAAAGGCUGAGCUGGCUAUGUAGAGAGUGAAGGGAGAAUGAAGAGGACGUCUUGCUGUUUUGGCUGGGGCAGCAUCUGUGGUUCUUGGCAGCCCGGCAUCUUGUGCCAGGGUGAGUUAUGCAAUAACUUUAUCCACUAUCUAGUUUCGAGCAAAAAAAAAAAAAAAGCACUUCACUGGAAUAUUAGUUGUACAUUAUUUUAUAUACAGAAGUCUAUUUUGAACUUCCCAUUAUGUUGUAGCCAUACGUGUUUUAUAAUUUCCUCCCUGUAUACUGUAGGCCAUUUGGCUUUAUUCAUGUACACGGUGUGCAUAAUUUAUAUAUCCAUUGAUGCAGUGCUGUAACUUGCUUUUACCACUGUUUAGCAUUAAUUGUAUAUAUUGUGGUGAUGAGAAGUGGAAGGGUAUUGUAAAAGAAUAUUUGCUAAAUGAAUGUGAGUUAAAAGCCUAUGAUACACUGCUAAUCCAGUGUGCACAAUAAAACUACUGCUAAGGUA